Messenger RNA from Clarias gariepinus (North African catfish), 1393 nucleotides. RefSeq names its product coiled-coil domain containing 160 (gene ccdc160). The record is from RefSeq and is a predicted model, not a curated record. The transcript has a single exon. The coding region runs from base 262 to 1164 and encodes 300 amino acids. Lineage: Eukaryota; Metazoa; Chordata; Actinopteri; Siluriformes; Clariidae.
GGUGCAAAACGUUGCCGUUGUUUCCGUGUUUGUUUUCUUCUUCUUCAAUAUAAACAGUAAUAUUACUAACAAAACGAGCUUAGUCAUCACCGUUACAUAUGCGUUGAAUAUACGUAUUCCAGUCCUCCAUGGUUACUAAUGUAAACACACACACAAAGGAAAGUGCCAUUUCUCGCUCUCGAACACGUAGCUGUUUCUGUUCAGAUCUGCCGUUGAUUUUCUUUUCGUAGUCUUUAUUAACGUGUUCUGGAGGGAGAAAAAAUGACUGAAGGCACUGCAGGAGCGCACGAGGAACUUGACUCCAGUCUGCACUGGGUGGAAAAGCUGUUUCCUCCUCACUUCACUUUUCAAAACUUGCUAGAAGGCAAAGUCUACAAUGCUGAAGAACCACAACUCGACUGUUUACCUUUAAACCUGAUCUCUGAUAGGGCAGAGUCUAAGAAGCAAAUCUAUCAAAAUGUAUUAAGAAGCGUACAACAGGAAGAGACGAUCAAGAGAAGAAACCUGGUACAGAGAAUGAUCAGACCUAACAGUCCAGUGGAUAUACAUGAUCAUCAAACUGAUAGACUGGAUAAUCAUUUUUGUGACAAAGCAAAUACCACAAGGUGCAUAUGGAACCAGAAGGACAUCUCAGCCCUCCGAGAGACCUUGAACCAGAUAGCAAGAGAUAGAUGGAGGCUGAGGGAGCAGCUCAAAACUUCUGAGGAACUCCUGAGCAAAAAGCAAGAGGAGAAGAUUCAGCUGCAUGGCCUGCUGGAGGAACUUGAUGAGCAGCUGAAGGACUCAAGGAAAGAGGCAGCACUUCAAACCUUGGUAGUGAAGACUUUGAAGAUGGAAAUUCACAAAAUGAGUCUUCAGUUAAAGGAGCUUGCUGUGCAGAGCCAAGAAAAGGACAUAGAGGCAAACAGGUUAAGGGCUGAUGUAAGAAAAGCCAAUGCUGCAUAUCGUCAAGUCAGACAGGAGUGCUCAGAUUUAACUGAAGAAUUGAAGAGAGUAAAGGAGCAACAGAAGAUUGUGUGUGCAAUGGAAGUGCAGGCAGCCAGGAUAGAGCAUGAGGCUGCUGUGGUGAGGCUGCAGAUAGAGCUGGAUGAGACUCGAGCACAACUCAGGGCAGAGAAGGAGAACCGUGCACAGAAGCUCACAGAGCAUAUACAUCGCAACUGACUUGGUGUAAACUUGAGUGUGCCUUUUUUUUUUAUUUCCACUGCAACAUAUGAGGUGCAUCGACAUAUGUAGAUAUGAGCAUUGCAUGUCAAUCAAAGGCAUGGUUAUUUAGAAGAAUCCAAAAAAACUGGCAAGCUCUAUAAAAACAUGUCUACAGGCAAUGUGAUCACAUCAGAGAUGAUAUGGUGAAACUGCUACUUCUAAAAAUAAAAGUCUGGUUUGCAGGAAA